Molecule: messenger RNA, 1386 nt
Organism: Arabis nemorensis
Lineage: Eukaryota; Viridiplantae; Streptophyta; Magnoliopsida; Brassicales; Brassicaceae
Source: the annotation of a GenBank genome assembly
AUGCAGCACGAGGGAGCAGUGAAGGAAGAAGGAAGAGGUCCAACGAUAUGGGACACAUUCUCCCACACUUUUGGUAAAAUCACCGAUUUUAGCAACGCCGAUGUUGCUGUUGAUCAGUACCAUCGUUACGAGGAAGAUGUACAACUCAUGAAGAAUAUGGGAAUGGACGCUUAUAGAUUUUCCAUUUCGUGGACACGCAUCUUUCCAAAUGGCGUGGGACAAAUAAACGAAGCCGGGAUCGAUCACUACAACAAACUCAUUAAUGCUUUACUUGCUAAAGGAAUCAAGCCGUACGUGACGCUGUACCAUUGGGACCUUCCUCAGACACUCCAUGAUCGAUACCUCGGUUGGCUAAACCCACAAAUCAUAAAUGAUUUUGCGGCGUAUGCUGAGGUUUGUUUCCAGAGAUUUGGAGAUAGAGUGAAGCAUUGGAUCACGUUCAACGAGCCACACACAUUCUCGAUACAAGGCUAUGACGUUGGCCUUCAAGCUCCAGGCCGUUGCAGCAUUCUUUUUAAGCUCACUUGUCGCGCCGGAAACUCAUCCACCGAGCCUUAUAUCGUCGGUCACAAUGUUAUUCUCACUCACGCCACCGUUUCCGAUAUCUACAGGAAAAAGUAUAAGGCAAAGCAAGGAGGUUCGUUAGGGAUAGCGUUUGAUGUAAUGUGGUUCGAGCCGGAGUCCAACAAGACUGAGGACAUUGAAGCUGCACAAAGAGCUCAAGACUUUCAACUUGGCUGGUUUUUGGAUCCGUUGAUGUUUGGGGAUUACCCGAGUUCGAUGAUAAGCAGAGUCGGAAGCAGAUUGCCAGUGUUUACAGGAGCUCAAUCUGCUCUGGUGAAGGGUUCUCUAGAUUUUGUAGGGAUCAAUCAUUACACAACGUACUACGCAAGGAACAAUGCCACCAAUCUCAUUGGCACCCUCCUACACGACGCUAUUUCGGAUUCUGGAACCGUCACUCUACCUUUUAAGGGUUUAAGGGCAAUUGGAGAUAGGGCUAGUUCAAUAUGGCUGUACAUAGUGCCUAGAGGGAUGAGAAGCUUGAUGAAUUACAUCAAGCAGAGAUAUGGAAACCCUCCAGUCUUUAUCACUGAAAAUGGAAUGGACGAUCCAAACAACUUUCUGAUCUCAAGAAAAGAAGCUCUCAAAGAUGAGAAGAGAAUUAGAUAUCAUCAUGAUUAUCUUUCGAGCUUACAAGCAUCGAUUAAAGAGGAUGGAUGCAAUGUGAAAGGCUACUUUGUGUGGUCACUAUUAGACAAUUGGGAAUGGGCAGCUGGUUACAGUUCAAGGUUUGGUCUCUAUUUUGUUGAUUAUAGAGACAGUCUCAAGAGAUACCCUAAGGACUCAGUUCAUUGGUUCACUUCUUUCUUGAACUCCACUUCUUGA